AAAUUGGCAACAAUUCAUCAACAUCGUCACGUCAAUCAACUAUCUGCCAUCUUGUCCCCAACGCUGAGAACACCGUGUGUUUUGUGAUUUAAAAUGGCACUUGACAAAGAUUAUUAUUUGUACGGCCUCAGGAGAGAUUCUUUGAUGGAUUCUGAAGAUGAUUCUGCUUUGAUUUCUAGAGCCAGAGAUGUUAUAAGCAGAGCAUCAGGUCAAAUUCCUGCAGUUCCAGGGACAAUUGAUCAGCAGUCACUCCUCACAGCAGCAGGGGCAUGGGGAGUAGAGAAUGCAAUAUAUGCCUCAGCAGCUGCAGCAGAAGCUAGCAUGAUAGAGAGAAGAGACCCUGGAAUUUACAAUGAAGUUCCAGGUGACUACAGUGAGGACAAGAAAGGUCGGAAAAGGGAUAGACGAAGAGAUAGAAGGAGAGAUCGAGAUGAGCGAAAGCCACCAGCGGAUAGGCCAUGUAGAACCAUCCUCAUCAAGCAUCUACCUGCUGAAGUUGAUGAGAUAUAUUUGCGAGGGAUACUUCAACUUUUUGGUGCCCCAAUCCAAGACGUUAGACUGGUCAAGCACAAAGAUUCAGGUGCAUCAAGAGGCUUCGCUUUUGUGGAGUUCCAAUUCCUUCCGGAUGCCCAGCGAUGGAUGGAGGAAAACCAGGGUACUUUGGUGAUAGGAAGUGGACGUGCUUCACUCACAUACAGCAAGAGCAGAGGGGAUGAAGACUGGUUCUGCUCACAGUGUGGUACCCAAAAUUUCAAGAGGAGAGCAAACUGCUUCAAGUGUGGAAUAGAGAAGAAUGAGUCAGAGCGAUACAGCCAAAUCAGUGCAAAACCUACAAGAAUUUUACUGUUGAUGGGUUUGGAUUCCUUGACGACUGAAGAAAAGAUCCAAAGAGAACUCCAUGACAUCACAGCUAUAGAUAUGAAUGUUCAACUCAUACGUGAUCCUACAACCAACACAUCAAGAGGUCUCUGCUAUGUUGCUUUAUCAGCAGUAGAAUACUCCAGUCACUUACUAGAGAUUCUCAACAAUAUGCAUCCACCCUUUAUAUUAGAUGGCAAACAGAUUUCAGUACACUUCUGCAAAGAAGGGACAGAUGAAGAAUACUCUACAUGGACUGAGGCUGAAGCAGGAGCAUCAUAUGAACAGUACUACCAGCAGCAAGCAACAGAGGCUGCAGCAGCAGGAGUAUAUGAUCAAAGUUAUGCAAGUUAUGCAGCAAUAUCAGCUGCUCAUUCUUCCAAAGAAUUAUCAGCUGCAGACAAAGCAGCACUAGCACAGGAGCAGGUUCAAGCAGCUUGUAAGAUGCAACUAGAACAACAACAGAUCACCCAGAAACUGCUGAACAAGAUGAGACAGACAAGCACAGAGAAGAAACCAAAGAGGGUGAAGAUAGAUCUUCCACCACCAGGAACAGAUGGAAGUACACUGGAUCCCAGUCAGAUCACCCAUGAAGUCAAACCUAAGAAGAGUAAGAAGGAGCAUCAAAUAGACACAGAGACCAGUGAUCAAAGAUUACAGCACCAGUUGUCCAGUAGUUCUGAAGGUGGCUAUUAUCCUGAUGUAUCUCAAUACCAAUAUGAUGAAUCAUCAGGCUUCUACUAUGAUCCCCAGACAGGGCUAUACUAUGAUCCAAGCUCACAGUAUUACUACAACGCGCAUUCACAGCAGUACAUGUACUGGGAUGGUACCCAGUAUGUCCCAGCCAAGCAAGACCAAGCACCUACUGCUGUUCCUCAAGUCGGUGUUCCUGGGGAUGGUGCAAAGGAAGACAAGGGUAAAAAGGAGAAGGGAAAGGUGGCAAAGAAGGUGGCAAGUGACAUGAGAAGAUGGGCUGCAACCAUGAAUGAAAUGAAGAAUAACAAAGCCAAGAAGAGUGGAAAUGAUUUCAAGAAAGAUAACUCCUCAGCUUCUGCAGAUGCUGGUUUUGCUGUCCUUAGUAAAAAGGCUGACCCAGCAGAGACAAAGCAGUCUGUAAUGCUAGCCCUAAAGCGAUCGUCAACAAAUGAAGAGCAACGUAAUAAGGCUGCCAGCAUCACCAACAUCCUUGCCCAGUAUGGUGGAGACAGUGACAGUGAACCUGAAGAUUCAGGGCCUCCUAGUAAGAAACCUACCCCUGCAUCUGACUCUCAAGAGAGUGUACCUACCAGCCUAACGGAUUGGACUAAACUCAUCUGUCUUCUCUGUAAACGUCAGUUCCCAUCCAAAGAAGUCCUUGUGAAGCAUCAACAGUUCUCAGAUCUACAUAAACAAAACCUGGAGGCUCUUAAAAAGAGGACAGGACUUCAACAGCAACAGUCACAAGGGAAAGGGGGGGGCAGUUAUCGUGAUAGAGCUCAGGAGAGGAGAUCAAGGUUUACUGCUAAUCAAUGAUGAUCCCAAGGAUAACCAUUAUGCAAUUAUGCCUGGACAAAACACACUCAUUGAACACUUUCAGACAUUGCUUUUGUUGUUUUAUGUUGAAAAGGAAAAUCUGUGUAUGUCUUUGUAUGUCCAUGUUAUGGCAUCGUGCUUCCGUGUUUCAAGCAUUUGUAGAAAAGAUGACAAUGGUAUACCAACUAUUGGUAUACCAAGACCUACACAUUGGACUUCUAAUGGACAAUCAUCAAUAAGUUGUGCUAUCGUUGAUGCAAUUCCAGUCCAAAGUUGAUGUUACAGAAGGCAGCUAUUAUUCUUUAGGGAUUUUAUUUAAUGUUUCCUAGGUAAUUGGUAAUAUACCAGCUUGGCGUUAACCAGCAAAAUGCUGUCCUGCUUAGUUCCUAUGGGAGUUACCAUAAACAGAAACCCAGAUUUGUUGAGACUGACUUCAACAUGAUCAUCAUUUUGAUUGGAUUCAAUCUGCAUACAACGUAUAAGCAGAUUGGACAAUUAUGAUGAAUUUGAAUCUGAACCUGAUAUGUGGGCUUGUCCUAAAUAUUUUUUUUUCAUAUCAUAAUCGUGAUACUUCUAACAUAUAACUUCCAAAGAAAUGAUGGACAACAUAGAAUGCCUUGUCUGAGUCAGGUAAUGAAGGUAAUCAUGUCCUUUAUGGUAUUUUGCUUUUCCAACCAAGAUUUAAAAUUAUAUACUUCAUCAAUUGUAUGUAAUCCUCAUUGAGUCUAUACCAAGUACUUGUUUCACAAAACUUUGUCAUUACUAGUAAAAAUUUGAAUUAUAUAAUUAUACUUAGCGCAUUAUUCGCCAUUGUAUUUGAUACAGUUUUGUGAAAUAAGGCUCAUGGAUAUAUAUCAUGAGGUGAGGUAGUUAUCCACUAAUUCAGUCUGCUAUUAAAAAGAAGAUGGAAUUAUGUCCACUCAGUUUUAUGGUUGACAGUAUAAAAUGAAUAUGAAAUAUGGACAAUCGUAGCCUCUCUUUGAUACAACAUUUACUGAUAUUAUGUAUAAUUCAAUAUUCCAUAACCUUCACUUAUUGGAGAAAAACCCUGCAAAAUACUUGUAAAUAGACAAAACAAACCCUUAAUUUAAUGUGGUAGAAUGCCUAUGACCAAGGCAGUUUUUAUAUUUAAGCUGCAUUCACUGUUUGUUCAUAAAAGGCAGUGUUUCAAUGGCAGCCUCAUAAGUUUGUGCCAUGCUUAAUGUUAACUGCACAGAUAAGCAUAUCUAAGUACUUAUUAUCUUUUUUGUGUUUGGGUGCAGGUACAUCCAUUAUUUUCUGGCAAAUUGGAAUGCAAGGCAUUGUGAGAAAUCAAAACUUAAAAAGUUAUAAAAUCCUAAAUCAGGUAUUUAGAAUUUAUAAUCCCACCUGUAAAUGCUCAACCCUUUGGUGUCGAAGUCACUCAAAAAUUUAGAUAGAUUUUGAUCCUGUAUAUUUUGAUAUCUUAUUUAUGUGUUUAGUUUUUGCCCACUUAUUUUACGUGUUACAGCUUGUAUGAGGAAGUAAAUGUGAAACGACCACUGCCAGAAAUAAGCUGUGCAUGCCUAAUGAAGCGUUUUCUUCCAAAUAUGGCUAAAGAAACCAGAUUCUUACAUCAUUACAGGGCAGGUCAGUUCAGAUUAAACAGAAUUAUAAAUUCUCAACCUAUGUUUUCCUUGCUACAGUAGAGUCUGCAUAAGUUGCACUUUUAUAAAAUCAUAAGAGUCACACAAUGUUCAGGCCAGAAUAUGCAAAAUGUGUUAUUUACAUCUUCCAAGUCAAACAGAUUUCUGUGGUCCCAAGCAUUUUAUCAACUCGUGAAGAUUCUACUUUUAUUGUACUUUCACCUAUGUCAUCUGACAAGUUGAAUUUUCAAGUCUUCAUUCAUUCAUGAUAAUAUUCAAGUAUACCAGGAUUUGAGAAAGUGGCUGAUUUGUUUGACUGGCAAAUUACUAUCUAUAGUCAUUGUGAUUUGCCAGUCCAACUGAAGAGGAAUAAUUUCUGCAAAUUUUCCUUUCAAAAGAAAUGCCUGGUAUGAUUGUUAUGUACCUGUCUUGGGAUAUUGGAAAUGAAGAUCAAGUUCAAAAGAUUUUGUUAUUGUAACGUAUGCGCUUAGCUACGUUUCUGAUUAUCGUGUUCAUAGUCUCUCCCUGCAUUGUUAAAUUAACCAGCAGGCCUGUUUGAUGCACAUAUGAAAUAUUUAAUCAUUGACAUUGAGAGUAUAAUUGCUAUGUUGAUGCAAUCAUCUUGUUUGUAAUAAAUCAUUCCUAUUGAAUUGCA
Messenger RNA from Lytechinus variegatus (green sea urchin), 4629 nucleotides. RefSeq names its product RNA-binding protein 10-like. The transcript has 19 exons. The record is from RefSeq and is a predicted model, not a curated record. Gene Ontology annotation, cellular component: nucleus. NCBI's taxonomy places the organism in Eukaryota, Metazoa, Echinodermata, Echinoidea, Temnopleuroida, Toxopneustidae. Gene Ontology annotation, biological process: mRNA splicing, via spliceosome. Gene Ontology annotation, molecular function: RNA binding. The coding region runs from base 94 to 2370 and encodes 758 amino acids.